This is a messenger RNA of Spirometra erinaceieuropaei, 3983 nucleotides long. NCBI's taxonomy places the organism in Eukaryota, Metazoa, Platyhelminthes, Cestoda, Diphyllobothriidea, Diphyllobothriidae. The record is from the annotation of a GenBank genome assembly.
AUGCACGAACUUGGACAUGCUCUCGGGUUUUGGCAUGAGCAGAGUCGACCAGACCGCGAUGGUGAGUUCUUGCAAUAUAUGAGUAUUGCGCUGUUAGGUUUUAUUGUCCACUUAUAGUACCGAUAACAUGUUAUGUGUUAUUCUGUUUUUGGCUUUAAUCUACGAUCGCGUAUUACCGCUAGUACUAAAUAACUUCAAGAGAUCCAUUUUCAGAAUAGCCGUCCUUCUUUUCGCCAAAGUAUUUAUCAAGCUGUAAUUACAUCAGUGGACACUGGAGAAUUUAAUUUGUGUAAUUUCAAAUGUCAUUUCGACAGGAGAUGCCGAACUGCGCGUCUUUAUUUUCUUUGUUUUUCUGCUUAAUAACAGCCUACGUGCAAAUCUUUACUGACGACAUCAAGUCCAAAAACCUGUUCAACUUUGACAAAAGGAGUCCGGACGAAAUCGAUUCCCUUGGCGAAACCUAUGACUACGAAUCGAUAAUGCACUACCACAGUGCUGCUUUCGCCAAACCUAAUGUCAGUGAGACUAUAAGACCUAGGGAAUGCUGUCCACGUCCACAAAUCGGUCAGCGAAUAAAGCCAAGUGCGGGUGACGUGAGACAAAUGAACAAACUCUACAAUUGCCCCUGUAAGUUUCAUAAUGUUAGUCAAAGUUAUUAGAGCCACCUGUCCACGAAACUUUAUGUCCUUGUGAUUAAGGUAUGUUCGUCAAAAUUGGUCGCUUCUUGUUUCUGAGGUUCAGUCUUCCUCUGCAGGUAGUUUUUAAAAAGUACUCUGUAUACUAAAUUUUAAUAUCUGAAUAAGUGGACACAAAAAUGCCUAAAACAUCACCCCCCCGCAUUGUAAGCGGACCACAAGUGCUGCGGGAAGUUGAGAAUAAGAUCAACUAUUAACGUAGACCUAGCAGAACGCAAAUGACUAAAUUGUUUUAAUUAUCAUCUUAUUUUAUCUUUAUUUGUGACGUUUGUAACAACCAUAUAUAUCUUGUUGUUAUUUGUUUUAACAGUUAUGCCUUGUGGCGUGGCUGACUCGUCCACGCUUAUUGAAUUUCGGUUUCUAGCGGCAUUUCAUUAAAUAACAAAAAUUCCAUGAUAAUAGAUGAAUUUGCAAUCUGGAAAUCAUGAACUCGAUAAUAGGUUCUGAAAUGCCUACUCAGAAACGCAAUUUCUAAAUUACAGUAUUCAUAUGUUACAUGACAAUUAGUAAUCUGUGACAGCAUUUCCAACUGAUUGUGGUAUGUACAUUUAUGAUCGAUCUCAUGAAUGGUUAAACUACAGUGUGAAAGACUAUUUCAGCAGUUGGAAAACUUAAGCAGAGAUUUAGUAUUGAGUACUUUGCAGCAUAACGUCAUAAUAUUUAAGGCGCGUUAGACGCUGUGUUUUAUAUUAACACCUUUUCGGCCACCUUCAAUGACUGCUUCUAUAGUGUGAACUUUUGUUUUAAUUUUUGGUGUCCGAAUAAACUGACCUUUAUUUAAUAGAAAGCCCGCAUAAAAUAUUCAUUUUGGCAAACUUUUGUUGUUCAGUCAUGUCUUCUUUAAAUUCCAUAUUAUAAGAAAGGGUAUCUUUCGUCUUCAAAGAUGUUUUAGCCAUCCUACCAUAAUUUUGAACUCGAUCUGCCGUUGCAAUGGCGUUUAGUGUUUUCAGUCUAUUAUCUGUAGACAUUCCUUGCAAGUAAAAAACAUUCAUUUAAUUAAGUAGUUACCAUAUCGGUCUCAUAAAAUUUUGCAACAGAUGUGGACUAUGUUAAAUAACUCAUGAGCAGCAUUACUGAACAGAACAAUAUCAUGCUUCUCGAGUGCACAUUAAGCGGCCCCAAAAGCCCCUAUAAUUAAACAUAUUCUUAAAACUGAAAGAUAUUCAUUCACUGAAUAUAAAAUUAAAGAAGACAUGAGCUGCUACUAACGUAGUUCAAUAAGAUUAUUGUUGAAUGUCUUCUAAAAAUUAUGUCUCACUUUAUAAGAGCACUAAAAAUCAAAGUAAAAUGUGCAAACUGACUGAGUAAUCAUGUUUAAUGAGCAUGGUCAUUGCAGGCUGCCAAAAAAGGGUCUAACAUAUCACGGCAUGGUGCAGCAGGAUAAGCUGUCUUUCAAUCCCGCUUUAGUUAUCCUCCCUGAUGGAAUACGCCUGUUAAAGUUUCGUUUGACGUUUCAUGACAUCGGUCGCUGGCUGUAAAUUGCUUUAUGCAUGUUUAACUAGUGAGGAUAAUUCAAUUACUAUUUUCGUUGCAAUAGCUAUUAUAAAGUGGCACCUUAGACAUAAUCCUGCACUGAUUCAGAUAGUAGGCGACACCAAAAGUUCCAUUCUACAUGAACAUUUCUGAUGACUAAAGAGCUUUUUCAUCCCAGCAUCGCCAAUAGCGUUUUAUAUUGAAUUGUUCAACGUUGUUAUCGUAGUGCAUGGUCCCAAUUACGAAUGUGACCUCCAUAUUGCUAAGCCAACCAGACUCGCACCGUUGUCCCAAUUAUUGUUUUAGCAUGUGGGCAGACGUUUGUGGAGUUCGCCGGUAAUUUUUCCUCCCCACAAACAAACCUCUUCAGUCCGAGUGCGGCCAACAGCGGUGAACAGGGUAAGCCGGUAGGAAGCGCCCGUUUUUUCAGAAGCCCGACUGGUCGACCCAACCUCAAACCCCAAAACACCGAUCCUCUCUACUGCCGGUGGAGAAUUUUAGGAGACAGUGGGGAACGUGUCUUACUUUUUAUCACGCAAAUGAACAUGCUUCCUCCCGAAAAUAGCCCGCAAAAUGAAACACAAAUGCCACAAAAUACUCAUGCCUGCAACAAGGAGUAUCUCGAAGUCAGGGAUGGAUAUUAUUCUGGAUCACGUCUGAUUGGUAAUUUGGAAUAGUCUAUUUCAUCUGUUACUCUUCAUAUUUAAUUGUUUCCUAAGCUGUUCUGCUCAUUUUUACGUUUUGUUCCCAAGGUUACAUAGUAUCGGCGCUUUGCUUAUUGGAGGUAACAGCGAUGCUAGUUAGUUUCUUGAAUGACUGCUUGAUGGUUCAUUUUAGGCAGCAUCCCGGCUUUAGUUUUACCGCAGCUAAUAAGAACUUGCAUAGGACAUUUAUGUUUGCAUUACGGGAAAUUCACUAACGUAUGCACCGUGCAGCCUCAGCGCUAGACAGUCGUGCUGCUACGAAAAUUUUUGCCAUGCUCAGUUCUUUCCAGUUUAUUUGAGGGAAACGUAGGUGUCGAACCUUUGAAUAAUAACAAAAUUUUCAAAAUGGCAACCUCAAACACCUGCAGAUUUUCUUUCGAAACCGAACAGAUAAGCGCAUUGUUCCAAGUGUCAAAAAACACUAACAUUGCCAAAUGCGCUUUAAAUUAGUCAGUCUAGGCAUAAUUGUGCCGUACGAUAUUGGUAAAAUCUUACUGCACUGUUGGAUAAGAAGUGAAUUCAGCAUUCACAUUUAAUGGAUUUGUGACAAUAAUCAAAUAAAAAUAAACGUCACUGAAAUGCAGAAUUCAACAUUGAUAUGUGAUAUCCCUAACGGGAUGUGUCACCUUAAAUAAAUUAAUUUGACACCUAUGGCUAGAUUUUCUACUAAAUGAGCAGAACAGAGAGUAUUUUGGGCAUGGUUUUCAUAAAAAAUAAUUGCAUUUUAAGGCCGUCAUUUCAUGAGUUAGUUGACCUACUGUGUAUCUGAGACCAUCACCAGUGAAUUCUCUAUCUUACCAAACUGUAUGUGGACUGCUUAUAACAUAACGUCGGAGCAGGUGCCUAGUUAAACUAUAUUUUGCACUUGUAUGGCGAGUUGGAAAUUAAAACUAUUUUGGGCUAUUGAAAUGACGUUCAGUUGCGUGCUGCAAACUAACUUUGCAAUAGGGAGCUUUGUCCUCUCCUCCAUCUUUCAGGUCGAUACUGCGGAACAGAUCUGCCACCAACACUGGUCACUCAGAGCCCAAGAAUGCUGAUUGAGUACAUAAGGCCCGCAGGUCAUUCUGGUUCUGGCUUUGCCGCCAACUACCGAAGUAAGCACAUUGAAUAA